Molecule: messenger RNA, 408 nt
Organism: Parasteatoda tepidariorum (common house spider)
Lineage: Eukaryota; Metazoa; Arthropoda; Arachnida; Araneae; Theridiidae
Product: chymotrypsin inhibitor
Source: RefSeq, a predicted model, not a curated record
AAUCAUAACAUUAGUUACUACUUGAAAUCCAUAUAAAACAUUUUUGUUUAAAACAGAUAUUUCAGAAUCUUUUAUUCAAGUUUACAAGAUGAAAUUAUUCAAGUUUACAAGAUGAAAGCUUUCUUUUUAAUCGUUGCAUUGGCUGUUUCUGUUGCAGUAUGCCAAGCUGGACAAGAGGAUUGUGAUGAAAGCAAAGGUGAAAAAUUUGGUACCUGUUACACAGCUUGUCCUAAGACUUGUUCCAACUACAAAGAUGAAGGUGGUAUCUGCACCUUGCAGUGCAUCAUAGGAUGUGGAUGUCCAACUGGGACAGUUAGAAGAGAAUCUGAUCAACAUUGUGUUAAACCUGAAGAAUGCUAAAAUUUGCAUUGUCUGAUGUUUCUUAAUAAAACAAUUUAUUGUAGCUAA